Messenger RNA from Penaeus chinensis, 1089 nucleotides. Its product is annotated as basic proline-rich protein-like. The record is from RefSeq and is a predicted model, not a curated record. The annotation marks the transcript as partial. Lineage: Eukaryota; Metazoa; Arthropoda; Malacostraca; Decapoda; Penaeidae. The transcript has a single exon.
CCCCCCCCCCCCCCCCCCCCCCCCCCCCCCCCCCCCUCCCCCCCCCCCCCCCCCCCCCCCCCCCCCCCCCCCCCCCCCCCCCCCCCCCCCCCCCCCCCCCCUCCCCCCCCCCCCCCCCCCCCCCCCCCCCCCUCCCCCCCCCCCCCCCCCCCCCCCCCCCCCCCCUCCCCCCCCCCCCCCCCCCCCCCCCCCUCCCCCCCCCCCCCCCCCCCCCCCCCCCCCCCCCCUCCCCCCCCCCCCCCCCCCCCUCCCCCCCCCCCCCCCCCCCCCCCCCCCCCCCCCCCCCCCCCCCCCCCCCCCCCCCCCCCCCCCCCCCCCCCCCCCCCCCCCCCCCCCCCCCCCCCCCCCCCCCCCCCCCCCCCCCCCCCCCCCCCCCCCCCCCCCCCCCCCCCCCCCCCCCCCCCCCCCCCCCCCCCCCCCCCCCCCCCCCCCCCCCCCCCCCCCCCCCCCCCCCUCCCCCCCCCCCCCCCCCCCCCCCCCCCCCCCCCCCCCCCCCCCUCCCCCCCCCCCCCCCCCCCCCCCCCCCCCCCCCCCCCCCCCCUCCCCCCCCCCCCCCCCCCCCCCCCCCCCCCCCCCCCUCCCCCCCCCCCCCCCCCCCCCCCCCCCCCCCCCCCCCCCCCCCCCCCCCCCCCCCCCCCCCCCCUCCCCCCCCCCCCCCCCCCCCCCCCCCCCCCCCCCCCCCCCCCCCCUCCCCCCCCCCCCCCCCCCCCCCCCCCCCCCCCCCCCCCCCCCCCCCCCCCCCCCCCCCCCCCCCCCCCCCCCCCCCCCCCCCCUCCCCCCCCCCCCCCCCCCCCUCCCCCCCCCCCCCCCCCCCCCCCCCCCCCCCCCCCCCCCCCCCCCCCCCCCCCCCCCCCCCCCCCCCCCCCCCCCCCCCCCCCCCCCCCCCCCCCCCCCCCCCCCCCCCCCCCCCCCCCCCCCCCCCCCCCCCCCCCCCCCCCCCCCCCCCCCCCCCCCCCCCCCCCCCCCCCUCCCCCCCCCCCCCCCCCCCCCCCCCCCCCCCCCCCCCCCCCCCCCCCCCCCCCCCCCCCCUCCCCCCCCCCCCCCCCCCCCCCUCCCCCCCCCCCCCCCCCCCCCCCCCCCCCCCCCCCC